GGCAAGGCAACCUCCACCAUCCAUCGUCUCUCAAUAGAGAAAUGCUUAGAUGCGAUUCUCAGACCCAUGUGCACACAUAAUGGAAUGAAGAAAAUUCCGUCGUCCAACAAUUGCACGCUGGGCUAGCUGAGAUGCAAUGAUAGAAAAAAAAAAAAACAAACACAAGACUCGGACUUGUCACUUUGCUGCGCUUUUGCAUUGGCCAAAUGCAAAUGGGGGGCCUCCAAUGGUCGGCGGUGCAGCAUAGACAGCGAAAUCCCCAAAAUCCUCACCCAGCUUCUUGGUCUAGCAUCUUAAAAAUAGCCCUCGGACAAAAGUGUGAUACAACGGAUCCGAACAAUGGAAAUUGCCAAAUUUAUAGUGCACCCAGAAACCCACAGCGACACUGCGAUCAGAUCGCCCAGGCCAGGCCAGCCAAGGAAAACUUAUUUUAUUUAAAUAAAUUUCAUUUAAUUGCCAGCAAAGAACACAAAUAGCACUGUCCGUGUGUUAAUUGUAAUUCCGAUUCGUCAACUGGGCACUCUGCUUACCGAUGGGUGGCGAGAUGAUAAUCCCGAGUACCGCAUCAUGUUGACUUGGUCAACGGGGAGCACUCGAAUCCGGAUACCUUGGAGUGGCAGCCAGUUGUCAUUAUAUCAAAUUAAGCGGUUUCCCGGCCCCCCAAAAACCAAACCCAACCCCUUUCCCACAAAAAUUUCCCCUGCCAGGGCGUAUGAGUAAUAAGCCAACUGGCUACGACAUAAUACGUAUACGCCUCGUGGUGCAGACGCUCUUCUAGUCGGCAAAAGAGCAGCGCAAAGUGUGUGUGUUAGUGACAAAACGCUCAAUAAAUAAACAAAAUGCAAACAAACAAAUUAUGAGAAAACGAAAACAAAGAAGCCAACUGGUCCAUGUGAUCCAAACCCAGAUGAAUUAUGGAACAUGUAAAUAGCACUAAUGCCAGACAAACGCAGCAUCAUCAUUUUGAUCAGCAGCUGCCCCACAAUGACAACCAGCAGCAGUUCUGCCUGCGAUGGCACAAUCAUCAGACCAGUUUGCUGAGCACCCUGCCCAUCCUGCUGGACCAGUCGCAUCUGACGGAUGUGACCAUCUCUGCGGAGGGCCGCCAGCUGAGGGCACACCGCGUGGUCCUGAGUGCCUGCAGCAGCUUCUUCAUGGACAUCUUCCGGGCACUGGAGGCCAGUAACCAUCCCGUCAUCAUCAUACCUGGAGCCAGCUUCGGUGCCAUCGUCUCACUCCUCACCUUCAUGUACUCCGGCGAGGUUAACGUCUACGAGGAGCAGAUACCCAUGCUGCUCAAUCUGGCCGAGACGCUGGGCAUUAAGGGACUGGCCGAUGUCCAAAAUAACAACCUACCAAAGACGACAAGGAGUGGAGACGCCUCCUACACGGAUCCCAGCAACGAGAAGUCCUCUGAGUUCGAGCGCCCCAGUACGCCCUCCCCGACGCCGACGCCCACCCUCACGCCCUCCCACACGCCCACUCCGAGCCUGCCCCUCCCCCUCCCAAUGCCCCUGCCCCAGCUGCCCAGUCCGGCGCUAAGCACCCCCCUCCUGGCCAACAAACUGGGAUCGGUGGGGGCCACUGGAAUGGGCACCACGCCCCUGGAGAAUCUCUUCAAGUCGCUGCAGUUCUACCCCAGCCUGCUGCCCCAGCCCCUCAACUUCUCGCAGACGGCACUCAAUAAGACCACGGAACUGCUGGCCAAGUAUCAGCAGCAGUGCCAGCUCUAUCAGAGCGGGAUGCAGGAGGAGCACCUGGAGGCGGACUGCUUUGGCACCAAGAGGCUGAGGGGCGAGAGUCCGCCCAAGGAGCUGAGGAGGCUGGAGAAGAGUCUGGCCAAGGGUCCAAGGACCUCGUCAACGGUGAAUAGCAACAGCAUCAAGUCGCCGCCGGAGUGCUCCAUCCCCAAUCCCAUUGUGGCCACUUCGCCAGUGACCCUCGCUCCGCCGGCCAUGGCCCACUUUUCGCCCCAGCUGCCGGUGGUCAAGUGCUCCUCGGCCAGUUACCCCAGCCCCUUGGGCCAGGGUCAGCUCUAUAGCAGCAAACCGGCGUUGUAUAGUGCCGCUGCCACGCCCACGGCCGCCCAGCAGGCGGCCCAGAUGCACCACCACCCACCGGGCGGACAGACGCCCUACAUCUCGGCUGAGGAUCACGCCAAGCUGCAGCUCCACAUCGAGCAGUAUCAGCGGGAAGCGGCCGCAGCCGCGGCAGCAGCAGCAGCGGCCGCCGGGGGAAUGGCGCUGGUCAGCGCCAAGUCGGAGCCCAAUCUGCUCUCGCUGAGCGCCGACCGCGACAAAUCGCUGGCCACCGCACCCAUCAAGCCGCCGUCCAACUCCAAGCUGUAUGCCACCUGCUUCAUCUGCCACAAGCAGCUGAGCAACCAAUACAACCUGCGCGUCCACCUCGAAACCCAUCAGAAUGUGCGGUACGCGUGCAAUGUCUGCUCCCACGUGUCCCGCAGCAAGGAUGCCCUUCGCAAACACGUUAGCUACCGACAUCCUGGGGCACCGUCGCCCUGUGAGAACGAAGCUCGGCGGAAGCGGGUCUCCAAGCUGACGGCGAGCUCUGUGCCGUCGGUGGUCACACCCACUAUCACACCUACUUCGAUACCCAUGGUCACGCACACGGUGACCAGCGGGGAGGUGGGUCCGGCGCCGGCGACCACAAUCGGAUGCCAGGGACAGGAGGGUCGCAAUCCUUACCUCUUCCUGCCCAACCAGUUUCAGAUGGCGGCUGCCGCAGCCGCCGUGGCGGUGGCCGAAUCCUCGCCAGCUUCUGGCCAGCCAUCGCUGGAUUUGGCCCACGAGGCGCCGUCGGGCAUCAAGAGCGAACGGGAGCCACCGGCGGCCAGCAAUGGAGAGGCGACAGGUGUGGAGACAUCAGCGGCAACCACCUGAGGAUAAUAUUUUCAAAUAUAUUUUUGAUUUGUUCUACUCACCACACAGACACGCACACAGACACAAGGAACACGCCCACCCACGCACAUGCAUAUUCAAUAGUGUUGGGUGGCUCAGAAGUGAACAAAAUUUAACGCCUGAUUUCGUUUAUAAUACCUAUCAAAUCUGGUGAAAUAUAAUUCCUUAGAUAUUUUUGAAUACCUAAAGUUUAAAACCAUACAUCAAAAUCCCUUUUAAUACAAGUUUUUUAGACUUAUAUGAACUCAAAAUUUAAAAUUUAAUUCAAUCUCAAUUGUUUUUAAAAACCGGUGAGACAUUAAAACAGUUCUUUCGGUUCAUCCAUCGACAGUUUCUUAAUUAAUCAAUCAAAUUUAGAGCAUUGUUCCAUUAUCCUGGCAUAUUCCACCUUAUUUGAUAGGGAAUUAAACAGAUUGCAGGGAAUUAACAAUUAAAUUUAUGUCAAAGAUCACUUGCCCUUGAAGUAAGCCAUUUUUCCUGCACCCAACACUAAUAUGCCUUUGCCAUCUUUUAGCCCCACCGAAACCAACGUCUUAAACCCGGCUGUGAUAAUUAGCGCAAUUCGUUUUUCGUCUUCUGCACACAAACACAUGCGAGCGCCUUUCUAGCUAUCUUAAUUUAUGUACUUACUUUUAGCACAAUUUACGUUUAUUAUUUCACAAACUGUAGCAACCUCCGAGGCUCUGAAACUGCAAGUUACAAACAAUUAUUACCUAUCGCUUUCACGCUCUCUCACAAGCACACGCCCACACAUUCUAGUAAAUUAAGCCAAGUUUUUAUAAAUAUUGUAAUUAUACACCUGAACACGCACACACACUUGCACACAAAAAGACAGGGUGAAAACCUACAAAACACAAUUUUAAAAGGAAUAAAUGUUUAAGAAGCCUAAGAAAAUGU
Molecule: messenger RNA, 3815 nt
Organism: Drosophila rhopaloa
Lineage: Eukaryota; Metazoa; Arthropoda; Insecta; Diptera; Drosophilidae
Product: zinc finger and BTB domain-containing protein 3
Exons: 5
Coding region: 915-2900 (661 amino acids)
Biological process (GO): regulation of transcription by RNA polymerase II
Cellular component (GO): nucleus
Molecular function (GO): protein binding
Source: RefSeq, a predicted model, not a curated record